Ixodes scapularis (black-legged tick) is the source of this 7535-nucleotide messenger RNA. RefSeq names its product peptidyl-glycine alpha-amidating monooxygenase. The record is from RefSeq and is a predicted model, not a curated record. Gene Ontology annotation, biological process: peptide metabolic process. Gene Ontology annotation, cellular component: membrane; extracellular region. Gene Ontology annotation, molecular function: oxidoreductase activity, acting on paired donors, with incorporation or reduction of molecular oxygen, reduced ascorbate as one donor, and incorporation of one atom of oxygen; copper ion binding; protein binding. Lineage: Eukaryota; Metazoa; Arthropoda; Arachnida; Ixodida; Ixodidae.
AGCUCUGGACGUAAUGUUGCGCCUCUGGUGCCAAGAAACCUAACUAAACGCUCGCUGCCCGUUGAGGCUAAUGAGGAAGGGCAAGCGACGACCACGGCCCCCUACAAGCCGCCCAUGGUUACUAGACAAUCCUACGCAGGCAUAAAGUUCGGUGUGAUCGGCGCGUUAACCCCCAUCGCUCAGUAGUUCGCUAGUCUGGAAUAAGCCGACGUAUGGAGCGUCCCAAAGCUCAUCGGAACGUUGUGUGACCCUCGUGAUGAUGCUGCCUGGUUUGUUCCGCGCCCCCAACCAUUCCUGCACACCGUCUUCCAAGAGCCGCCGCGGUAGUGCCUGAUCAGCGAUGGCCCUCAAGGGCUGCAGCGGCGUCCUGUUGUGCUUGGCCCUGGCAUGCGCGGAUGCAUUCUGGAGGCGCGGGGAGCCCCCGUACCCGAGGCAUCGGACGCGCUCAGACAUGCUGCUGCUCAUGCCAGGUGUUGAGCCCAGAAAGGCUGGUGACCACUACUGCACUGCUUUUGACCUGAGCUACGAAGAAGCCUACAUAGUGAGCCUGGAGCCGCGGCUGGACGGGGACAAGGCCCACCAUAUGCUGCUCAUCGGCUGCGAGAACAUCUUCGACAGGGACCACCUCUCUCCGGGCUCCUGGAACUGCGACCGCAACAAUGUGUGCGAGAACCCCACGGUCCUGUACGGCUGGGCUAGGAACGCCCCCACAACCAGGCUGCCUCCAGACGUGGGCUUCCAGGUGGGACGCAAGACUCCGGUCCGCUACCUGCUGCUCCAGGUGCACUACUCCACCAGGCUACCUCCUGGCCAGAACGACAGCAGCGGCCUCAAGAUCCAGAUCGACAUGCGACCGCAGCGGUUCCUUGCUGGGAUCCAUGUGCUGUAUGCCAAGGACCAGUCCAUUCCACCCGGACAGUACAGUUAUGCGGUGAACGUGAACUGCCGGGCGCACCUGGAGGGCAGCCUGUUUGUGUUUGCCUACCGCGUGCACACUCACCAGCUGGGACAAGCUGUGACAGCCUACGCCUACCACGCCUCCAACGGGACCUGGACUACCUUGGCACGGGGAAACCCACACUGGCCACAGGCCUUUUACCCGAUGAACCAGACGGUGAUAGUCAAGCCUGGCGACGUUCUGGCUUCCCGAUGCACUUACAACACGGUGGGCAGAACCAAACCGACAGAAAUCGGGCCCCGGGCGGAGCAGGAGAUGUGCAACCUUUACCUGAUGUACUACGCCCUGUCGUCGGGCGGACGAUCCUCGGGCCAGUGCGAGAACGUCGAGCUUCCCAACUUGGUCGGGCAGCUGCCUGGCGACGAGGGCCCGCCGGCACCACCCACUCGGCCUGUUUCCAGCGCGGCCGGGGACGACCGGCCAGGAGCGGCAACGGACUUCGGCACUCCGUCCCAGUACUCGUACCGGACGACCAGUGGCUGGCCCAGUGGCGAGUUCCGGCUGGGGCAGGUGGUGGCGGUCUCCCUGGACCUGGAAGGGAACGUCGUGGUCUUCCACAGGGGGAGUCGUAUUUGGACGGCCCAGUCGUUUGACUACCACAACGUGUACCAGCGCGUCGAGGAAGGCAGCGUCCCGGAGCCUACCGUGGUCACACUGGACGCCGGGAACGGCCACGUGCUGCACAGCUGGGGACGCAACCAGUUCUACAUGCCGCACGGUCUCACGGUGGACGGCGAGGGCUGUGUCUGGGUGACCGACGUAGCCAUGCACCAGGUGCUUCGCUACCCUGCACGAGGCAGCCGCACGCCCCUGCUGUCCCUGGGCGAGAAGUUCCGCCCGGGCUCGGGCACGGGCAACUUCUGCAAGCCCACCAGCGUAGCCGUCACGCCCGCCGGGGACUUUUACGUGGCCGACGGGUACUGCAAUGCCCGCAUUGUGCACUUUGACAAGAUGGGCAAGUUUCUGCGACAGAUUGGCGAAGAGGCUUCAUUUGGGAGCAAGGCCCCUCCUCCGGGCACCUUUGCCAUUCCCCACAAGGUGGUACUGGCGGUGCCCCAGCAGCUGCUCUGCGUGGCCGACCGGGAGAACGGCCGCAUCCAGGCCUUCUCCCUGCACGACGGCAGCUUUCGCUUCCAGAUCUCCCUGCCAGAGUUCAUGGGCCAGCUGUACUCGGUGGCGUACAGCGACCAUGCGCCGGGGGGCCUGCUCUUUGCCGUGUCCGGGCCCAUGAUGAUCUCCAACCCCUCCCGGGGGUUCGUCUUCAACCUGACCUCCAAGGAGCUGCUGGGCACCUUUGGCCCUCCCAAGGGGUCAUUCACCAUGCCCCACGACAUUGCCUGUUCCAAAGACGUUGAAGAGGUGUAUGUCGGGGAGAUCAGCCCAAACAAGCUCUGGAGGUUUGUCAGAGAGGUGCACCGUUCCACCAAAAAGGUCCUGGAGGCGCCCCCCAGGCAGAGUAAUGCCACGGCCCCGCCUGCCGUGGCUCCUCCCGUCCCGGAAGAUAACUUUGGGGUCUCAAUGGUGAUCAUGGCCCUGCUGGCCAUCCCCAUCCUCUCCUUCCUGGUCAUCACCAUCGUGGUGCGACUCAAGAGGCAGGACAAGCUGAAAAAUGCUGGGGCCAAGGGCUGGGCCGGGUCUGGCAGCGGCGGGAAGUUCGACCUGGGCCAGCUGCUACAGCCGCACCGGGGCUUCGACCGUCUGGCACUGGACGAGAGCGGCUCGGAGGCCGGAGGCCCCACCAGCGACUCGGACGUGGAGGAGUUCAAUGCCCCACCCGCAAGGCCUGAAACCGCGGGGCACCGCCUCCUUGGGCUCCGCCCACCUUUCUCGGGCGGUUCGCCCGCGGCGCAAAGUGGGCCUUGUUGCGAGCGACGACGUUCGGUCGUGCAAACUGGAGUGCGUCUGCUUGGUGACCGCCGAACUGUUCUGAUAAAAUGAGAACGCCAAAGCGCAUCGAAGGUAGGAAGCUCACGCUGGAGGCGGGAUGACUGAAGCUCCUCCCCGCCGUUCCCAACUUGUAAUGACUAUAGCGUCGCUCUCGCGACUGCGCAAGGUGGGUGUGGCCGUGGCAGUCCGCAAAGCAGGCGGCCGGCGGAUGCAGAGUUUAGAUGGAAUGUGUGCGCCGUCGCGCUCGGGAAGCGUUUCCGAAGUGGGGGCGAAUCGAUUGCACCCCAGCGGUGCAGCGGGUCGAACUGGACGGAAGAAACGGGCGGAGACAGCUGUCUUGGGAUGGUGAGCGUCGUUUCGCCAGACGGCCACGUACUGGUGUUUGUUGAUCGCCUUCCGACAGGCUCAUCUGGUUGCGUAAAGUGAUCUUCGACGAGGUCUACAAAGGCAGACUAUUCGGGCUGUAGGGCAUGGAACUCUCCAAGACAGCAGAGUCAUUUAGACAACGGCGGGUCACCCUCUUGUCUGCUCGCCGUGGGCGGGCGAUUCUACAAUGGGGCAGCGUCGUCGGGUCUCUCAAGAAUCCCCGGCACACCGCGGUGCACUUGUCGCUCGGCCUGCAACGCUGCUGGCACCUAGAAACUCGAGGUGGCAUCACUUUUGCAUUUUUUGGCGGUCAGCCAUUUGAACUUUGUUUCGCGUUCGAACUGGCACUCGCGUCGUCGACACGUCGACAUUUCCAGCCGGCACUUGCGUCGGAUUGUUCGGACGUUGGAGACAGGGUAACUUUUAAUUAAGCAGCUGCGAAGUAUUUAGAUAUUCUCGGAAUUUGUGCCCGCAGAGGUCGCACGGCGAAUGCUAUUCUUCGCUCUUCGAACGACAUGGCUGCAGCAGCGGAAUUUGGGUGGAAGCGCCCUGCCGUUACAGUGCUGUGUCUUGAGUCGCGUUUGGCCGCGUCGACGUUUCUCGUGCAGGAAACUCGAUCGAUCGACGCAAAAAGGUGCGCCUUAAUUUACGACGGAAUCUGCGGGCCCACUUCUUUCACUGGCCACAUUUUUCUCAAGUUCUGAAAUCCAGCUUUAAAGUUCGGGAACUAUUUUACGGGGUUGCCUUUUGCCCAGAUACAGUUUUGUCAAAAUCGAUUGCUGCUGUGUAGAUUUCUGGGGAUUUCUCUUUGGGCGUUCGUUCACUCGCCGCACCGUUUGGUCGACCUCGGCGAUCUGCGAACGUUUUGUUCGUCCGUCUGGCGCCCCCCUUACAAUGCCAGCUAUGGCCCCUACUUUUGUCACAAACAUUGUGCAAUGUUUCCCUUCUCAGGAAGAAAGUCCCUUCCCCAUGUGCCCCGUAAUCCCGAGCUGGUCAGCACUUAAGGCAACACAAAGCGUGUGUGUUUAACUUUUUCUUGUUUAGUUGCAGCACCCCUCUCGUUGGGCUUUACUAGAGCCACUGCAUAUGGCAACUUUAGCUGCCAGAAUAGCGCUGCUCUUUCCCUCGCAUCGCCUCUCGCCGCGAUUGGUCAGGUGCAUUACCGUAGCAUCGAGCCGAGCAGGUUGGUUUGUGCAGGAACUGAUGAAGUCAAGCUUUCGCUUCUGGAGUAGCGAAAAGUCGAAAUUGUCAGCGCGCAUUCCCACAUGCAUUAAACAUACGGCGAAUGACACAUUAAAAGCCACACUUUUAUGCGACUUUUAGCAACUUAUAUCGCAUUUCAACGAACGGGUGAACCCAAACCUCCCGACCCAAAAUGAAAAUCACUAUCGGUGCUUCAGACGUUGUGCACCCAGACCUCUUUGUGUCAUGUCGCUACUCUGGCAAGCUAACGCAGUGGCUCUGGACUCUACCGGGGGUUAGGUUUUUCUUUCAUGGAAGCGGGUCACACCUUUGGUUUUAUGCUAGGGCCGAGAGCAUACAGCGCAGCUUUUGGUGCCCGAAUUGUGGCCACAUUUAAACGGUGCACUUACCCAUUUGUUUUUGGGAUGGCCUUCCCACCCGAUUAUCUGAGGCAGCUGGAACCCCACAACCAGCGUAGUUUUCUCCACUGAUCUCUAUUGUUGUAGGCUGGACCGCAAAUGGAAGCUCGUCUUGCUAGGGUCGAGCGGCACCACUGGCAGCCUUCGCUUGACACUAGCUACUGCGUGGGACUCUAUGGGAAAAAUGAGAAAAAGUGCCCUUUCCCCCAUUUUUAAGCUGUUGUCGGCACUUGAAGUUUUUGGCUGCUUUUCGGAAAGCCUGUCAGAUAAAUAGAACUGACAGCCCUCGCAGUUCCUACAAAUAAACGUUUUGUGGUUGAGAGUAACUCCGCUGGGCGAAAAAUGUAGUGCAGCUCAAAGAGACGAGAGUUAUCGUGGAGUCGAUGGCAGUUUUGACGAGUUGGGUUUAGCACACGACGAGCUUGAAGGCUUUGCUACGUGGAAUUUGCUCACUCCGGAAAGCCGCUGUCAAGAUGGUACCUUUACGACAUUCACUAACUUCUGGGCUUCCCCGAGGAUGGUGUUAUUGACUGCAAGUACUUUCGUUUACUCCACUACGAGAGCAAGCUUGCCAGCUCAGCCGUCGGUGCUCCAGCACGUUUUAAUAUUCAAUGGGCGUUCGAACGCUUGACAAAUACCGAUAUAUUUAUCGCAGCACAUCAUAAAAUACUCACCUUUGAGCAGUGCAUACGAGCUUCAAUAUUCCUGCUUUUGUGCGUUUCUCCCAUAGACUUGCGAGUAUUGAAUGGUGUUGAGCAAUGGUCGCCAGUGGUGCCGCCGACGGGCUUCCUUCGCCGCAGUCGUUACACAAUUCCACAAUGGGACUAAACCACUCGUUCUUUGGGCUUUAUUGCAGCCGUACCAAAGUGUGUACUACCACACUGCAUCACCACAAACAGCACUAGGGCUGGAAGGUUGUGGGGUCGUGACAAUCUACGAGAUGCUUUACCACUCAUUUUGCGCACAGUCCUAAGUAAGGAAAUUGGAGGGUCCAUUGUUUGCAGUAUUUACCGUACACCAGUCUGCUCGCACCAUCAACGGUGUUUGAUUUUGUUUCCUUGUCGAGCCUAUAUAAAACGCUCUGGUACAAGCAAGCAAUGCUUCUACUGUUUGUGCUUGUCAUACAAGCACACAAUGCUUGUACCACGUUGUGUGCUGCCUCUUGGAGGGAACACCUUUGUGUUGCUUUCCUACAAUGAUACAUCUUCGGAUAAAACAAGGAGGGCCCUUCACUCGCACUACGGUGUGCAGACUUUGCUUCAGUAAGGCCACAUACCACCAAGUUAGGCCACACUUUCGUGUGAGAAAGGACAGUCGCCCUAAAUAUGUACUAUUCUGAAACUAACGUUCCAUUGUGGGAAUUUCCGAGUUUGUGAUUCAAGAGUGGUGUGCCUUGCUUGACAAUACCCAAGGCUAGGGAUGCUUUUCCUCCCACAAUCCGUUCUCAGUGAAGCUAGUUUUUUUACCAUCAGCUCGAGAAGAUGUGACAGUACAACUGUUACAUUGUCUUUUUUAUAGUAUAUUCUGUCGAUAUUGCAGGCUGAUAGGAACAUUCCUUUGUUUUUGUCUCGAAAGUAAUGAAUGCAAGAAGGCUGCAAGAUGAAGCGUGACCUGUUUAGCACGUCUUUUUUUUUUUAAAAGUGUUUUUAACUUGUACAUACUUCUGUGGAACCGUUUCCCCGACUGCGUAUGCGUGCAAUAUUUGGAAUCCAGGUAUCAAGAUUUUGUUUGUUGUGGUCGAGGUUUGUCCUGUUUCAACUGCUCUUGGGUGUCUGCGAGAAAGAAUUGUGUUGUCUGCACUAUAUUGACACCUGCACGUCACAAAGAUCAGUAAUUGUCUUCGAACGUGACGCUAGGGAGGUUUCGUUUUCGGAGCUAGACACACGUCACUCGGGUCAAAAGUUGGAAGGGAUUUUCGGAAGUUCUCAAGACUUCAUUGAAUCUGUACGGUGGUCAUGCAGUUAAAUUGAAAAGGUUGCAGCGAACCCUUGCCGACAGUUUUUCAUUUUUGUUCCUGGCUUUCAUUCUCAACUUGUUGCCACUGUCAGGGUUACCUUCAGCCAAAUUCAAGCUGCAACGAGCAGUCUUAUCUGCACAGCAGGCAAAAACACCGAACUCUCCACACUCUUCAAUGUGAGAGAUGUUGUAAUAGUGCUGUUUUUGGGACAUUUUUGUUUAUAUUUGUUUGGCAUUGUAAAUACUGCUGUACCUCUACUUACUACACUGCUCCCACCCCCUUCCCCCCUACCCCGGUAUUCUAACUUGAAAGCUUCCCUCCGAGUAUACUUUAUUCAGAUUUGCACGUAAUCUGUGCUAACAUCCUUCCAACAUCAUUUCCAAGGCUACGGGCUGAAAGCAGUACCAUACUACCGAUGUUCUGCCGUGCAAUGAACGGCAAAAUAAGAAACCAGUUAAAAAAAAUGUUUUUUUUUUCUUUUUGAUCUGAAGUUUUUACACAGUUUGAGAAUGACCCCAGCAUCUUGCUCAGGCAAUGGAACCACUUAUUAGGCACUCAGGCAAUGUUGCUUUACCUCUAGUAUGGGGUCUGUCAAAUUUGUUUUGGUACUAUACGGUGACAUUACUGAUCGAAUUAAAACUGUUCAUAUACGCAAUGUCAUCGAGGAACAACCGGAAAACAUCUUUGCAAGGAAGUACCGGACGAAGGGCACACAACAAUGUUUUGUGAAUCGCAAUGUAAUAAAUCUGAAUUUCUUCUUUUCGCA